AUGAGCGAGGCAAGCGUGGAGGGAAACGAAUUGUUCAACGCCGACGAUGAGGAGGAGCAGGCGGAGGGUAACGCGGCUGAUAAAGCGGUGGGCAACGCGGAUGACCGGGCGGAUGACCCCGCCGAAGGGGGCGCGCGCAGGAAGCGGAAAAAGGAACACCAGCAUACGUCCCCGUACGUGGAUAAGGAGGCGGAGGAGGACGACGAUGAAGAGGAAGACGGGGGACACGACGGUGAUGACGACGAUGACGACGGUGAUGACGAUAACGAUGACGAUGAUGGGGGAGACGCCGAGUACAGGGAAAGAAAGGCCACCAGCAAGGGGGGGGCGAGUGGACUGAAAAAGAGGAAACUGUCAAAGAAGAGGUACCUGUCGACCUUCCUAGACACAGAGGCGCAAGUGGGGGACGAUGACGAGGAGGAGGAGUACGCCAGCUCCUACGUAGAGGAGUUUGAAGAGGCCAAAAAAUUGGAGAAAAAAAAAAUGUACGAAACGAAGCUGAAGAGUGGAACGAACCACCUAGCGCAGACCAUUAACAAGCUAUCGCAACGGUAUGAAAAUGAAAAGGAAAUAAAAGAUACCCUUACAGAUGGGGAGACACUAACAGAUGAGGAGAUGUCCGGAGAUGAAGACGAGUAUUUCGAUGAAGGUGAAUGCUUGUCGACGUUUGAUAGCCCCAAAAUGUGGCUGAUAAAGUUGUUCAGAAAUGGAGUGGAGAGAAAUCUAGCCAUGGGAAUUUACUACAAAUAUAUGAAAUUGAAAGACAACGAUUUUAACAUCAAGGGGGUGUACGUCUCGGAUAACCUCAAAGGGUACAUCUACGUCGAGGCGGACAGUCUAUACAUGCUAAAGAGAUUCCUCUUAGGGUUCAAAUUUAUUAACCUAAAUGAGAUUACCAUAGUACCAGUGCAAGAGUUAACAUCCAUUUUUUCCAUGUGCCACUCCAAAGUCAUCAUCCCAAAGGUGAAUGAAUACGUCCGCAUUAAGAGAGGAGUGUACAUGAAUGAUAUAGGCCAAAUAUUUGAGGUGCACGAGAAGGGCAUCUAUGCCAUCGUCAGGUUAAUCCCCAGAAUCGAAUAUGAUAAGUACAACCAUUUUAAGAAGGGGAACUACCACCUGGGGUUGACUGGCUCCAUGAGCAAGGGACCCUCAGCCAUGUUCGAUGAGCACAGUGGGAAGACUGAAUCGUAUUACUUGGGGGAUAAAUUCGAAAUGAAUAGCCACGGUAGCAGGGCCAUCAUACCUGUAGGAACUGCCAUCGGAGGGGAUGCCAGAAAUGGCCAAACGGCAAAUGAACAACUGGAAUUGUUAGACGAAGCGUUACAAAUUAAGAGGAAGAAAAAAAAAGAAAGGCCAUUAAAAAAGCUAUUCGAUCGGGAAGAAAUAGAACAAAUAGGAGGAGUCAUUGAACAUGGACCCUACCCUAGAACGAUAAAAUAUCAAAAUAACAUUUUUGAAGAAAAUGGCUACCUUUUAAAAAAAAUGAACAUAAAAUAUUUAAUCUCGGAAAAUGCCAACAUUACUUUGACGGAAAUUAGAGACUUUAAUAAAAAUAACACCAAUGAGGAGGACAUCAACCUGCACGUGAGCAAAUCUUUCAUCAAUAAGAAUUCGCUGCACCUAUUCAAGAAGGGGGAGAGGGUCAAAAUUAUGAAGGGAGAGUUAUACAACCUUAUAGGUACCAUAACCAAUGUGAGUGAAAAUGUCUUGACCAUCAAUCCGGAUAAUUUGGCAAAAAAUUUUAAGUUCCUCCCAAGUGAUGUAACUAAGUAUUUCCUCGAAGGGGAUAACGUAACGGUUAUUAAUGGAAUUCAUAAGGGAAAAAGUGGACUCAUUUCGCUACUUGAUUAUAAGGAAAAUGUCGCUCUUAUUUUUUCUCCCUCUUUGAACACCGAAUUUAGGUCCUCCAUUCAAGACCUCUCUGCCUGUGAGCAUAGCAGUAGUGAGGGACUCGGUGGGAUUAACUCCCUCAAUGGGUUCUCCAUUGGCGACCUGAUAGAACUCACCGACAGGCAAAUUGGCAUCCUAACCUACAUCGAUAGGAACAAGCACAUUAGAGUCCUAACAAGCAAUAACAAAACUUUGCACACCACCAUUGGAACCAUCACUUCGAAGCGGUCUGCGAUUGGCCAAGUGUGUAAAGACGAAAAUGGAAACAUCAUUCAGGCGAAGGACGUCAUCCAAGUGGUGCGAGGGAUUCACAAAAAUAAAGUGGCCGUGGUGAACUACAUUUGGAAAAAUAAAGUCUUUGCUAAGAUUAACAAAAAGAUUGAAGACAAUGGGUUUGUCGUUCUGGACAAUGAGAAUUGCAUACUCACGGGGAACCAAAAUGAGAAGAAAAAAAUCGUCACCCAUAAUAAUCUUUUUAGGGUGAAUAGUAGCAUGCUCCCCAGGAGGGUUAAUACCUACCAGUCGUUCAUUGGGAAAACUGUCAAAAUUUUAAGCGGCGUUUAUAAGGGCCUCCUCGGAGACGUCAUCGAUGCCGAACGGGAUGAGUUUACCCUCCUCUUGAAGAUCAAGCCCAAGACCAUUAGGCAGAAAAGAACCGAGUGCGCCAUUGCGGACUCUUUCAGGGAGAAUUACAACCUCACGGAUGAUAGGUAUUACAACGAAGGGGGGAGCAACGGGCUGGGCGGCGCACUAGCGGGCGAGGGGUUGGACGCCUCCCCGAGGUGGAGAAACAGGAGUGACCGGCACGACUGGCGAAGGAGCGACGGGGUGGUUGGCGGUGCGAACGGUGCGUACAGCGCGAGCGCCUCUUCCCACGCCGCGCCGUGGAAGGGGACGAAUGGCAGCCACCAGCUCCCGCUGCCCCCACUGCCGCACAGGAGUGAAAGCGGAGGGGGCUUUCAAGUGGAGCACGACGCGCUUCGCCCGCACGACCAGAAAGGCUUCGAAGGAAACUGGGCCAGGACUUCACACGAAAAUCACCCAAACGGUAACAGCAGUUAUAGCUACAAUCGCAACGGGCGAGCAGGUGACCCGAUUAGUUUUAACGAGCCACCUAGCAGGGGAGGAGGAAUGAAUGAGGAUGGCAAAAUAAGUGCCACCAGAGGGGGCAACCCGGAGGGAGAAUUCCCCAAUGGACAGUACGGGACAGGACCCGGUUCCCACGUGCUUAAUGCCGACCAAAGAUAUGACGAUCUCAGGGGAAGAGGCGGUAAAAGCGGCACCUCCAAGGGGCUAGGAAAAUGGGAUGACGCCCCAGGCACUGGUGGCAUCAAUGGAGGGGUGAACAACCCUGGAGCGACCAGUGCGUCUAAUUUCAUGGACGCACAUCGAGACAAGAACAAUGAAGGGAAGGCGUCCCCCCUUUGGCUAGUCGAAGGGAUUAUGAUUAAGGUCAUAACCCCGGGGCCCUUUUACAACGAAAUUGGGAGAGUUACAGAAGUAAUGAAGAAGAGCCUGUACACUAUUCUAAAAAUAGCAACCGAGAAAACGUCCUUUAGCAUCGUGUCCGAUGCCGUGAUUCCUUUGAAGCCCAACAGAGUAAACGACGAAGUGCUCGUCGUGGAUGACGGCAAGGUCGUCGAGGGAACUGUCCUUGACAUACAGAAUGACGACGUCCAGGUGAGUACCGCGCAGGGGAUAUUUACCUACCACGUGGGGCACAUUUUUUUGUUCAAGAGGCAGUUCCCGUGAGGGGUGGCAGCGGGGCGGCAGCCGCUUGCAGUUCCAAAGGACCACGGUUCUUUUUUUCCCCCAAUUUGUGCACCUUUCUUUAUCAUUUUUUUACGUCUGCGUGGUGUUAACGUUAAUCUGUUGCCAUGUUAAUCUGUUGCCAUGUUAAUCUGUUGCCAUGUUAAUCUGUUGCCAUGUUAAUCUACUACCACGUUAGCAUGCAACCGUUAGGGGUUUCCUCCCCGGCCCACGUGAUGAAGCCGUUUCGUUGCUGGCAUAAACAGCGGCAGCAACGUGAGAAGCUCGUGGCGGACGGUUAAACCGAAAGGGUCGGAGCAAAAAGGAGGGUGCCUAUUCGGACGCUGAGGUUAAGAAGGCCCGAUCCGAAACGGCACCACCUCAUUAUUCUGCUACAUUUUACUCUAUUUCGUUUAUUAAUAUACUUUUAACACAUUUUGCUACAGCACUUUUGAGUGUUUUCUUUUUUUUGCUGCUCACCCCCAAGCGCAGGUGGCAGGGCAGCCGCGCCACUUUUGUAGCUACUUCAAAGGAGGUAACCAUGAAAGGGGGGCAUAAGCUAAGGAAUGCACGUUCGUUCUAUGUAAGGUGAAGCACAACAAAUAUGGGCGGCUUUCUUUUCUUUUUUUUAAAGAAAGCGCUAAUUCAAGUGGGGCUAAAGAACAGUGCAUUUUGUGUACUUUAAAAAAUAAGGGGGUGAGAAAAUGAACGGAUGCGGGGCCGACUGCAGGGCGCAAUUUUGCGCCGCUACCGCACCUACCGCAUGUACCGCCUCUUCCACCGCUACUACCCCAGGUGGGCCUCUAUAAAGGCCAGCACCUUCCGAACGAUGUUCUCCGGGGUGAAGCCC
Messenger RNA from Plasmodium vivax (malaria parasite P. vivax), 4489 nucleotides. RefSeq names its product trancription factor, putative. Gene Ontology annotation, molecular function: mRNA binding; structural constituent of ribosome. Gene Ontology annotation, biological process: transcription elongation by RNA polymerase II; regulation of transcription by RNA polymerase II; translation. Gene Ontology annotation, cellular component: ribosome; DSIF complex. The coding region runs from base 1 to 3642 and encodes 1213 amino acids. The record is from RefSeq and is a predicted model, not a curated record. The transcript has a single exon. NCBI's taxonomy places the organism in Eukaryota, Apicomplexa, Aconoidasida, Haemosporida, Plasmodiidae.